Molecule: messenger RNA, 5719 nt
Organism: Pocillopora meandrina
Lineage: Eukaryota; Metazoa; Cnidaria; Anthozoa; Scleractinia; Pocilloporidae
Source: the annotation of a GenBank genome assembly
AUGGUGUUUCCGGACUAUUACUUCUUCGCUGAAAGACGUUUGGUAAACCAUGCCAUUGAUGAAAAACGCGUCAAGGAUUUGGAUGACUGUGAACUCUUUUGCUACCUGACGGACGACUGUGUCAGUCUUAACUACAAAAAAGAUCCAGAAAGUGAUAAAACAGGUUACAACUGUGAACUUAAUAAUGCCACGCAUCUGAAAUAUGACAGUGACUUGACAACUGAUGCAAAGUUUUAUUAUCGUGGCUCAAAGGUGAGUUACGAGUCGAUUUUUCAUAAUCAUCGCCUUAAAAUAAUGCAAAAACAACAUGAAUGUUUAUGCAAGUUCUCGUGCAUUCGAUCAUUCGGUAUUUUGGUUCUUCUUUCACUCAAACUCUCGAUCUUUCUUUAGUUAUUUGUUUCAUUGUGUUUUUGUCCUUCAGAACGCUUGUGACAAGAGUCCCCAGUGUCAAAAUAACGCAACUUGCCAGUCUGGAUUUACAUUCAAGGGAUAUCGAUGCUUGUGUCCUCCUGGAUUCAAGGGAAAACAUUGUGAAAAGGGUAUAAGUCUAAGUCAACACUUGAAAUGAACGUAAAUGAGUUUUUUUCUAAUUUUCAAUGCUGGUAUGACAACUGUUCUCUAGUUGUUGAAAGUGGCGUGAACUUGUCCAUUGUAUAAGGUGCUGAAUCUUUCCAAAAGAAAAUUUCUUACUAUAUUUUAUUGGGCGUGUGUAAUGUAUUCUUCGUUCGCUCCUUUGUAAAUUUUCGUUUUAUUUUGUUUUGGUUUGCCUGCUUGUUUACUGUUUUUUGUUGUUGUUAUUUGUUGUUGUUGUUGUUGUUGUUGUUUUGUUGUUGUUGUUGUUGUUGUUGUUUUGUUGUUGUUGUUGUUGUUGUUGUUUGUUGUUGUUGUUUUUUGUUGUUGUGUUAUUUUUUAAUAUAUUUUUUUUUUACCUUAAACGUUCGACGCCUUUCCAUGGCAAAAUAAGAGCAGUUCAUAUGUAUGUCGAAUGCUUAACACAGUAACUGCAAGGAGAGCUCAGAAAUAAUAGCUUAAUUGAAAGUUACCACCAGAGGACCACUUAAAGCAGGAAGCUACAAAUAAAUUAAGGUUUUUGCGAAUUCCUAUUGUUCCUAUGGCUCUUUCUUAGAAAGCGAACGCUUAUGUCUUUAGUUGAUAUUUUAUUCAUGUAUUUUUUUUUAAUUGUUUCUUUUUAAUUUUUACGACAGAUACUGAUAAAUGCGAAGCAUCCAUUGGCAAAUGCCACAAGGAGGCUUCGUGUAAUAACACACACGGAUCAUACGUGUGCACAUGCAAACCUGGAUUUAUCGGAGAUGGGCAUAAUUGUACAGGUAACUGUCAGAUAGAUAGAUAGAUAGUUUAUUAUCAAGAACCUUGCAGCCAUAGGCUGAAUUACGUUUGAUUUACAAUAAAAUAUAUACUACAAAAAAUACAUGGCUAAGAAGAACUAAUUAAAAAGACAAAAAUAUAUAAUUAAGAGAAAAACAAUAUUACAUCAUUGCUUUAUGGACAUAGUGAUGGAUAAAACUAUUUCGAGUACGAAUGGUGUGGAGGCGCCGUGUAGUAAAAGAGUGCUGACUCCUUAAAUUGACUUCGCACUCAUUCUUGGGAGGUAGUAAGCUAUAGAGCUUGUGCGAGGGAUUAGACAGGAUGGAAUUAAAAAGCUUAUCACAUAAGAACUCGCGGCGGUUGUGUAAGGGAACUAGACCAGUCAAAAGAAGCGCCUCAUUGUACGAACAAUCUGGAUAGAUAAUACGUAGAGCUCGCCUUUGACAUCUCUCAAGAUCUACUGAAAGGUAUUGCGGGAGGCUAUGAUGAUAAACAGGGCAUGCAUAUUCAGUGACAGGCCUAAUACAAGUCAAAUAGAAGAGCAAAAGUUCCUCCGACUUGACCUGUGCACGCUUAAGCUGACGCAAAAAAUACAGGCGCUUGUUUACUUUCUUUACAACUUCGGAUACGUGAUUAUUCCACGUAAGAUCGCAAGAUAUCUGCAAACCUAAGAUCUUUGCUUGCUCUACACACUCUAAGUCCUGAUCAUUAACCUUAAUUGGAUCAAAGUUCUUUCUAGAGUGACUGAAUGUUAUGCGCAGUUCCUUGCACUUGGUUUCAUUUAAUUGGAACUUGUCAGCAGAAGCUUGCGUCGCGAGUUCGUCAACCGCUUGUUGGACUUUGCUGACCUCAGACUUCAUGACUGUUUCAGAAAUAGUGGAGUCAUCGACAUAUUUCCACAUGUCUGUACCCGGGAUGAUGAGGUCGUUUAUCAUAAUAGUAAAUAACCAGGGGCCAAGUUUUGUGCCCUGUGGGACCCCUGAUGGGGUGGCCCCCCACUCCGAGUAACAGUCCUGACUAAGUUUAACACGCUGUCGGCGACAGGACAGAAAGUUCACUAUCCAGUCAAUUAUUCCGCUUGGAAGAUCGUAUGAAAUGAGCUUCUGAACUAGGAUCUGAUGGUCAAUAAGGUCAAACGCCUUGCGGAAGUCAAAGAGGAUGGUUCUGACAGUUGCACCGUUCCCAUCCGUAGCACUAAGCCAUGAGUGGACCAUGCUUAUUAGUGCUUGUGUCGUACUGGAACCUGGCACAGUCCCAAACUGCCGUACAUCCACUUUCGCCAACACAACAGGCUUGAGGAAACUCUCCACGACGAAAUCUUCAGCAACCUUAGAAAGCACGGGAGUUAGGGAUAUUGGACGUAGAUGUUUGUUUACAUCGUGUAUUGGAUUCUGCUUUGGUACUGGAGUGAUGUUAGCGUCCUUCCAAGACUGAGGCAACCGUGCUUCCUUAAACGAACAGUUAAGGAUAUCAGUCACAGGCAGUGCUAGUAAAUCUGCAUUCUCUUUAAGAAGCCAACCGGGGAUUCCGUCCGGACCGGUUGCCUUAGUUGGAUUUAAGGCGGAUAGCUUCUUUAAAACAGAGAAUUCUGAUACCUGGAAAGCACUCUCCUGGUCAGAGUUGGUUGAGGUGUUAGGUGAAAGGGGGUGAAGACGCGCAUAGGAGCCAAGAACGCCUGGUUGAUGGUGUUAGCAAUGUCUAUCGUGCUUGGAGGCGAACCUCCUGACCACAAUCAAUAUGUUGGUAGAGGGUAGCUGGAUUAACGCCUCUAGAAGCUGCGUCUGACGUACCACUGAGCUUCUUUACCUCACGCCACCAAACUGCGGGUUUACAGUCCUUCAGAUGUUCAACCUUGGAGUUAUAGAACUUUGCACGGCAUGCUUUCCUCUCACGAUUAACGCGAUUUCGUAGGGUGCGGUACUGCUCCUGGUCGCCUUGAGCGAGGGCCUUUUGGCGGCUGUGAAUGAGACCCUUCAAUUGUUGAUUGACCCAGGGCGGCUCGUUGGUUUGUACCGACUUAGACUUCAGGGGAAGGAGAAUGUCCAUUCCGGUCUUAACUAUGGUCUCCAGCAUUUCCACUUUGCCCUUGCAAGAAUCUUUACUAUCGAUAAGUGUCUUAACGUCCACAUUUCCAAGAUACGUGCGCAUAGCCAUACGCGUUGUAGGCUGUAAGUCCCUCGAUUUCACGAUAAGUUUAGUUCUUGGUUGUUGGGAACGCACGAGCGGCUGAACUUCCACAGAGAAAUGAUCGGACAAACCGAGAGCAGGGCGCUGGAUCGGAGGGGCAUAGAACUCCUUCACAUUUGUUAACACCGGAUCUAAGGUAUUUCUGCCGCGAGUUGGAAAGGUAACGAUUUGCUUCAAAUUAAAGCCGUUACUAAGGCGCGAAGAUUUCUUUAACAGAGUUUUAUUGAAGUCACCAAGUAAAAUUAUCCCGCAGCCAGGAAAGCGAGCCUCAACCAAAGAUAAACAGUUAUACAAAUAAUCCAGCAUAGGCGAAUCCGCGGCGCUCGGAGAAUGAUAAACAACUCCAACAAUAAUGCUGGUAAUGCCCCUUGGGAGACGCGAAGGCCGUAUUUGAGUCCAAACAACUUCAAACUUCCUAUCCAUAAUGUCCUCAAUGAUCUUGAAUUGGAUAGACUCUUUAAUGUACAGACACACUCCCCCAUGCACUGCUUCAGUUCGAUCUCGGCGGAUCACGUUAUAGCCAGAAAUAGCGACAAUAUUAUUGUCAAUGUGGUCUUUGAGCCAAGUCUCUGUUAUGCAUACAAGGUCGAAAUCUGCAUAAUGGACGACUUCACGGACUUCAUCUAUUUUCGGCGCCAGUGACAUGACGUUGGAGAGAAAGAACGACGGCAUGAAUAGCUUUGAUGACUUUGCAGGUUCGGCUUUAGAUGGUGUAGGUGGAAUAGCGAGAAGGUUGGCGUUAUUACAGUAUUUGUGACUGGACUUCAAACGGUAGGGGCCAUGGUUGGCUGACCUUGGUGAAAUAACUGCAAUAUGGCGGUGACGAUAAACUUCUCGCUCCUUCACUUGUCGUCCAGCUCUGGUACCGCGAUAAGAUGGCCAUUUCCCACCAUGAAAUCGAAGAAAACCAAAAGAGGGGCGAACCUGGACCAUUUUGCGGCAGCAGAUAUAACAUUUAAGGCAAUAAAAAUUCAAAAAUUACGGAAGCAGAUGAGACCUCGUGCUGCCUUGAAAGGCGCAUACAUUCAAUGAAUGUCAUUAGUCACAAAAGCCUUUAGAUUCUUGUUAAAUAGUACAAUGACAUUUUGUUUUGUUGGUUGUUUGUUGAUGUUUAUUUUGGUAACGUGGCAAGCCAGUUUUUAAUUAUUCAAAAGAGGUAAGGCAGUUACUCGAAUUAAAGUUAUAAAGUGAGAGCUUUUUACAUACAUAACUUGUUUUCAUCAGGUACGACAAUCUUGCGUUCUCGCAAUCCAGCUAAAGGUUGAAAACAGCCAUGGUUUGCACGCUUUAACACAGUUAUGGCUUAUGCACAGCGAUUUUUGCAUAGAUUUGAAAUCCCAUUUUUUUUAUCUGUGAUUUCAUAGACAUUGACGAGUGUAAAGGAAAGCACUCUUGUCACGAGAAUGCAAACUGCACCAACACCAUUGGAUCACAUGUAUGCGAUUGUCAGGCUGGAUAUACUGGAAACGGACAAAAUUGCACAAGUGAUUUGAUUCAUAUAAAAGCAGUGUAACUGCAAGGCUAGUUCAGAAAUACAAGCUUAUUUGAAAUGUCCAACUAGAGAACCGCUUAAAACAGAAAGCUACAAUGAAAUUGAGGUUUUUGUGAACUGCUAAGUUCCUAUCACUCUUUGAUAGAAACCGAAAUGCUUAUGUCUUUAACUAAUUUUUUUUUUUUUCUCGGCUUAUUUCUACUUUUUACGACAGAUACUGAUGAAUGCGAAACAAACCCUCGCAAAUGCCACGAGGAGGCUGCGUGCAAUAACACACGCGGAUCAUUUGUGUGCACCUUGACUAGUAUAAUGAGCUUUUGUUUAGUUGAUUGUUUGUCGUUUUUGUUUGUCUUGGUAACGUGGCGAGCCAUGUUUUAAUUCUACAAAAUAGGUGAGGCAGUUACCCGACUAAAAGUUAUAAAGUGAUAGGUUUACAUAGACAACUUGAUUUCUUCGUGUACGAUAAUCUCGCGUUCUCGAAAGCCAGCAAAAGGUUUAAGAUAACCAUGGCUUGCACGCUAUAACAUGGUGCUGGCACGACAAUUUUUGCAUACUUUUGAUACCCUCCUUUCCAUCUGUUAAUUCAUAGACGUUGACGAGUGUAAAGGAAACCACUCUUGUCACGAGAAUGCAAACUGCACGAACACCUUUGGAUCACAUGUAUGCGAUUGUCAGGCUGGAUACACUGGAGAUGGACAAAACUGCACAGGUGAA